AGGUGGGUGGAUAAUUGAGAUUUGAGAGGGAGAUAUUGGAUGAUGUGAAGAUUGCAUAAACUGAAACCAACUGUCUUCUUCUCCCGGCAACCGACGCUUCUUCACCGGUAGCGACAUUGUACGUUUUUGGUUAGGAUUUUGAGAGAUGGUGUUAGUUCAAAAUUACAUCACUCCAUGUCAGGCGUACUUGCCAAAUGCAUCUUCAUCUCAGGUGGAUGUGAUGCAUCAACUGGGGUGGUUUAGGAGUGGUCACAACCGUAGGGCUCCUGGAUGUGUUAUCAGGUCAGAGAAUGUGACUGAAACUUCCACUUCCCCUUGCCAAGAUAGACUUGGGAGGCGUCAAUUUCUCGCAGUGGGACCAACAAUUGCCCCAUUGCUGCUGAUGACUUCUCAGAUACCAACAUCAUUUGCUGCAGAAAAUAAGAAGGGAUUUCUGCCUGUCACGGACAAGAAGGAUGGAUACUCUUUCCUCUAUCCUUUUGGGUGGCAGGAAGUCGUUGUUGAAGGUGAAGAUAAAGUUUUCAAAGAUGUUAUUGAACCACUAGAAAGUGCUAGCGUAAAUUUGGUACCAAGCAGUAAAGAGGACAUACGGGAUUUUGGUUCGCCACAACAGGUUGCUGAAACUUUAAUAAAAAAGUUUUUAGCAUCGCCUUCUCAGAAAACAAAACUAAUUGAAGCAUCAGAGCGCAUCGUUGAUGGAAAAACCUAUUACACGUUCGAGUUUGUUGCACAAGCCCCAAAUUAUACUCGGCAUGCCCUCACUGUAGUCUGCAUUGGCAAUGGAAAGUUCUACACAUUGACAACUGGUGCAAAUGAGAGGAGAUGGGGGAAGAUGAAGGAUAGACUACACACUGUGGUUGAUUCCUUCCAAAUUUUCAAUGUUUAGUAUACUUCAAUAACACUUCCUUUUUUUGUUGUUAAAAUCCCAGUUUUCAUCUUUAAAUAACUGCGAUCAGAGGUUGUAUAAUUAAUGUAGAUAUGAGUGUUGUGCCUAUUCUCACCCAUUGCUUGUCAAAAUAACAGUACAGAUUUUAUGGCAGCAGCCUUUGUAGAAUACUCAUUGUUCUAUUUCAA
Solanum verrucosum is the source of this 1074-nucleotide messenger RNA. Its product is annotated as psbP-like protein 1, chloroplastic. Gene Ontology annotation, cellular component: extrinsic component of membrane; photosystem II oxygen evolving complex; photosystem II. Gene Ontology annotation, molecular function: calcium ion binding. The record is from RefSeq and is a predicted model, not a curated record. The transcript is spliced from 9 exons. Gene Ontology annotation, biological process: photosynthesis. The coding region runs from base 146 to 886 and encodes 246 amino acids. NCBI's taxonomy places the organism in Eukaryota, Viridiplantae, Streptophyta, Magnoliopsida, Solanales, Solanaceae.